This is a messenger RNA of Daphnia pulex (common water flea), 1329 nucleotides long. RefSeq lists its product as uncharacterized. NCBI's taxonomy places the organism in Eukaryota, Metazoa, Arthropoda, Branchiopoda, Diplostraca, Daphniidae. Gene Ontology annotation, molecular function: protein binding. The record is from RefSeq and is a predicted model, not a curated record. The transcript has 4 exons. The coding region runs from base 30 to 1040 and encodes 336 amino acids.
ACACAGUCUUAUUUUCCGAAAACUAAAGAAUGGCGCAUUUUUCAGGAGCCUCACUUGCCCAAGUUGGUUUGCUGUUGGUUUUGAUUUGUUGGACGCCGAGUUCGACUAGCGCUGCCUUUUCCUUGGAGGAAGAAUUCCUGCAACUGAAGGAAAAUUAUAUUCAAAUGAAACAAGUCGUGAAAAGUUUGGAGGCCAAAGAUGAACAAAUGGAGGCGCAACUUGAACUAAAUAAUGAACUAAGACAAGAUUUGGAAUUGAAAGUAAUUCAAUUAGAGGCCAAAAAUGACCAACUGGAAGUCAAAAUUGGAAAACUGGAGGCCAAAGUUGAACAACAAGAUUCGCUUUUAACUUCCCUUUUGCGUGAGAAAAAUGAACGCACAGCAGCAGCAACCGACUCUGUUCCGUUUAUCAAUAAUCAAUCGGCUGUGGCCAUCAACGGACUGCCGUCUUCUUGCGGGGAUCUCAAAAUGAUUGGCCACAUUUGGAGCGGAUUUUAUUCCGUCAUGGGAUCUUCGAUGAUGGAGUCCGUUUACUGCGAUUUCACUAAACUUCCUGGUGAUGCGGAUUUUCAGAAAUGGAUCGGAUUCGUCGACGUCAAAUCGGCGCCCAUCCAUUUCUACGUCACGAGAAAUUCUUCAUUUAACACAAUUGGAAUUCCGAUUCCAUUCGAUUUGGCGCGGGUGAACGAGGGAAACGCCAUGAAUUUGACGUCGGGGAAAUUCACGGCACCUCGACCGGGAAUUUAUUUCUUGUCUUUCACGGGAAUGGCGCAUCUUUCAGAUUCAUCUUCUGUUGAUUUUUAUUCUGAUCUUUAUUUGAACGGGAAUCUAAUCGGGAGGAGUAAUGUUCACGAGACUAAGGGCCCCGUCGAUCAAUAUAGUCCGUUGACCCUCCAGUUGACGCUCAACUUGAAAAAAGGCGAUCAACUCUGGGUGCAGAUUUGGUAUGAUGGUUCAUCCUCGUCUUUGAUUGACACCAGAAACCACCGGACCCAUUUCACGGGUUUCAUGUUGGACGAGGAAAUUGUGGCGUCACUUUGAGAUUCAACUUCAUCGGAGAACGGCGACACGGAACAUUUUCGACCAUUUUUGUUUAACGUCAACAUGUAAUUUUGGGGAAGGGAAUUUUAAGGUGGAGGAGAGAAAAUUCAUUCGAUUUUUAUUCAUUAAGGGGAAGGAUUUUCUUUACGAAAAUUAAACUGUGGAUGUAAUUACACUUACUGGAUAGUGGAUACACAAACCAAGUUUCAAGUUUGUAUCUGCAAAACUCUAGACGUUACAAACAGAAAACCAAUUUUGAUUUCCAGAUUUACAAAAUACAAGUGGACAA